CAUCAAUUUCUCUGCUAGUGCAACCCAGAGAGCUAGAUCUGAGGGGAGGGGGAGGAAAACACCCAGCUGUCUUCCCCCUCAUUUCUCUCUUCCCCCUUUUUUUCUCUCUUUCCUCCCUUUAUCCCUUCAGUUGUCUCUUUUAGGUUUCCUUCUUUGCCUCUUCCCCACCCCUCCCUCUUCCCCACACAUUUGCUUCCCCUCCUGUUCCCCAUGUGAGAUCACCUAUUGUUACAAUUCCUCUUCCCCCCCAAAAAAAUCUUUCAUUUGUUUCACCUUUGAUAUCCUUUGCCACCCUCCCCAUUUAUUUUCCACCCCUCCUUUUCCUCUGCGGGCAACGAAGGAAGACAAUCCAUGAGAAUGAAAGGCAGGUAGCGGCGAGCCAAGCGGUAACACAUCAACUUAAGGAUGCGGGCAACACAGCCUCUUGGGCGCUGCGACCAUUGUUCCUGCUGCCUCCUGCUCCAUUCCAUCAGUUCUGAUGUCUGAAGCCCAUCGUGCCUGUCCUCCCCCUGCUUUGCUGGGGCAGCCAAUUUCUCUCCCCGUCCCCCUGCACCUGCGUCUUGAGACCCCUCCCCGCCUCCCUUCCCCUCCUUCCUGAUCCAUGAUUCCAGACUACCCCUAAGAUGCUAAGGCAAGGCCCUUUCCUUCUCCUGGCUGCGUCCAUGUCGUAUUUCAACCCGGAGAAAGCUUUGGCAGCGCCUUCGGAAAAUGACGGAUUAUCUCAGGGCCGGGCUCCCCUGGCCCCUCCCUAUGCUGUGGUUCUGAUCUCCUGCUCAGGCUUGUUGGCCUUUAUCUUCCUUCUCCUCACCUGUCUGUGCUGCAAGAGGGGUGAUGUGGGUUUCAAGGAAUUUGAAAACCCUGAUGGAGAAGAAUACUCUGGAGAGUAUACACCACCUGCAGAGGAGACAUCUUCCUCCCAAUCCAUCCCAGAUGUCUACAUUCUGCCUCUUUCUGAGGUUUCACUCCCAUCUUCCAAUCAACAGAUGCCCAAAACAGAUUUAGUGAAACACUUGGGUCUCAGUAGACAACACCUCAGUUAUCUGCAGGAGAUUGGAAAUGGCUGGUUUGGAAAAGUUAUUCUGGGUGAAAUAUUCUCAGAUUUCACCCCUGCACAGGUGGUGGUGAAGGAGCUGCGUGUAAGUGCCGGACCACUGGAGCAGAGGAAGUUCUUGUCAGAGGCCCAGCCUUAUCGAAGCCUCCAGCACCCAAACAUACUACAGUGCCUCGGCUUAUGCACAGAAACUAUACCCUUCCUCCUGAUCAUGGAAUUCUGCCAACUGGGAGAUCUGAAACGUUACUUGCGAGCUCAACGCAAAGCAGAUGGAAUGACUCCUGAUUUACUGACACGUGACCUCAGCACAUUGCAGCGCAUGGCUUAUGAAAUCACACUGGGAGUGCUACACUUGCAUAAAAACAAUUACAUUCACAGUGACCUGGCACUUCGGAACUGCUUGCUGACCUCAGAUCUCACAGUGAGGGUUGGGGAUUAUGGCCUGUCACACAACAACUACAAGGAAGAUUAUUAUAUCACUCCGGACCGACUCUGGAUCCCAUUGCGUUGGGUUGCCCCAGAAUUGUUGGAUGAGAUGCAUGGAAAUCUCAUUGUUGUGGAUCAGACCAAGGAGAGCAAUGUUUGGUCAAUGGGGGUGACCAUCUGGGAACUGUUUGAAUUUGGCUCCCAGCCUUACCGGCAUCUUUCCGAUGAGGAGGUGCUGACUUUUGUCAUCAAGGAACAGCAGAUGAAACUGGCCAAACCUCGCCUUAAGCUUCCUUACUCAGACUAUUGGUAUGAGGUGAUGCAAUCAUGCUGGCUACCAGCUUUUCAUCGCCCAACUAUGGAAGAGCUGCACUUGCAGGUGAGCUACCUGUUGAAUGAGCGCUCCAAUGCUCAGGCAGAGGAGAGUUUUGAGUGGCGCUGGAGUGCCCUGAAACCCAUGCGUUCCUCUUCCCCACCACCGGCCUCCUCUUCUUCAGCACGUCAUCACUGCCCAUCAGAAGAGAUCUCAGCCUACCCACUCCUGGAUGGAUUCCAUGGUGGAGACAUGGAUGACAUCCUGACUGUGACUGAAAGCAGUGGAGGGCUGAACUUUGAGUAUAUGUGGGAGAAGGCCCGGCUGGGGCGAUGGAAGGGCCCUGCCUCAGCACCACCAGAAUACCCCUCCAGCAAUGGUGGGCUAGCUGUGCCUGGCAGCAACCCUUUUUAUGAACAGGCAGUACACCGUGGACACAGUCUGGAGACACCCAGCGUUGUGCCUGUAAUCAGCGCCCGCAGCCCUUCCGUCAGCAGUGAAUAUUACAUUCGCCUGGAGGACCACGGUAGUGGUGAAGGGCCAGUCUGUGCCCCCAGCCCUGGUUCAGCAUCACAGCCACUCUUUGCCUCUGAUUGGGAUUGCCACAAUGCCCCUCUUCGGCCAGCAGAGCAGUCCAAUACUAACCCUUUCUUGACUGGUGGCAGCGGUGAAAGCAAUCCUUUCCGUGUUGAUGGUGAGAUCCAAGAGACGUCACUGACAGAGACACCAACCACAGAAAGUGAAGCGUUCCUUGCAGAAUCCUUGCUCACUGUGUAUCGUGAGUUGGAGGAUCAACAGCGUAACUGGGAUGCUGAGAUGAUGGAAGAACGAGGGGCAGGGGAGACUCUUGCUGGGGACCCCUCAGAGUUCCAGGGGUCACCUUCCUGGGAGCAGGAACCUUCUCUGAUGGAGGACCAGAGUUCUGGCAGUAGCACUGAUGAUGGUGGAAGCAGCAUUGGAGGAGGGCGGCGCAACCUUCUGCCCUGUCCCCUGUGCACUCGGGCCCGUUGCACAUGUGCCAUCCCUCGAGGGGAUGUGGUAAGCAGUUGGAGCAACCAUGGCCCACCUUUGAGGCGUCCUCACCGGGACAGCUACGGCACUGAGGAUGACUCCUCACUCAAAGUGGAGCGGGGCUCCCUAUCUGACUGUUCUAUAGUACCUCCUAGAGACUGUGAUGGAGAUACUGGGGAGCACAGUGAAUUUUAUGACCCACUUAUGGGCACAGCUGUGAAGACCUAUGAACUUCAAGAUUACCCAAAGCAGAGAGGUGGGGGAAACAUCCGUCCACCUGGGUCACCCUUUCCAACUAUGUCAUCCGGAUGCUGCAAUGUGAUUGUCCCUGUUGAGAUACCACCAUUAUCUACUCUAGCUGAGACUAAUGAUGAGGAGACUAUUGCAAUUCUCCCAGAAGCUGUUGAUGGAUUUUCAGCUGGCCCUGCAACCCUGAGCCUCUCCCCCGCAGCACCUGAUCGGCAAAGAGGAACCCUAGACUCUGUAGAUUCCUUGGACAUUCCUUCUAAUACCAGUUCCUCAGAUGUCUGCAGCCCAGCCUCCCACUACUCCUCUCCAGGGCAAAAAUUUGGGGACAGUGGUUAUGAAACAGAGAGCACUUUUUCACCUGAGUUUAUAUUUAAAGAGGAAUCACCUCCUUCACCUUCUGGAGAAGAGGAAGAAAUAGAGGCAGAAGAUGACUCUGGCAAACUGCCAGCAACACCCAUCUCUCAGUCCACUAGCGAUCUUACACUCUCAGUAAGUGAAGAAGGGACUGAAAUUGAAGAAGAGGUAGGCAGGAGCUUGGGGCUUACAAUCCCUCACCGUGAUUCUGCUUACUUCUCUGAUGGGGAGGCCGAAUCCUCUGAGGCACCAGUUGUAACCAGAACUGAGGAAGAAAAGCCUUCAGAGAAGACAAUAGUAGAGGGAGGCUUUGUGGUUCAGGUGUGCAAAGAACAGUUAUUGGUCACACUGCAAGAGAAUGUCACACGGAAUCUACUUUGUAGCCAGAAGGUGCCAAAAUUGGGCUUUUCACCAAUUGCCUCCUUAAAAGAUCAGGCCAUUGUCAAGCUUUGGAGCCUGCAGCCAGAAGAGAGACAGCAAACUGGGGAAGAGGAAGAGAAGGAAAAGGAAAGAGGAGGAGAAGAAAAAGAAGAAAGAGAAAGAGAGGAAGAAGAGAAUGAUGAAAAAAGCCACCUUGAGGAAACAGUGCAUUUCCAGUGGUCAGAAAGUGUAGAAGAUAAAGCAGAAGAAGAGGAAGAGGAGGAAGAAGAAAAGCAGCAGCAGAAGGAAGGAACUGGAGAAUCUGAAGAGAAGCAGCUUGAAUGGAAAGAAGAAGAAAGGAAGGAAAGAGAGAAAGCUAUCCAUACUGAGAUCCAAAGUGAACCCAUGGCCAACGUGGAACAAUCACAGGAUCCUCAGGAAGACACUUAUGUAGCAAAUGACCAGCUUAAAAAGGAACGAGAGCUUGGGGUCCCUGUGAAUCAAGCCAGUGAAGAUAUCAAAGCCAAGCUAUCCCGUUUGUCUCUGUCACUGCCACCACUGGCUUUGCAGACGUUUCCCCCGCCUGGCGGAGCAAGGAAAGGACCAUUUUGGGAAGGAACCGCUUUGGGGGAGGGUCCAGCUCUGGGAGGGAGAGAAGUUUCCCUAGGAGCAGAAGAGGAAGAGGAAGAGGAUGCUGAAGAAGAUGAGGAAGGAGGCGUGGCUGGAAGCGGAGGGAGGGGUGUGCCCAUUGUGGUGAGUGAAAGUGAUGAUGCCCGCAACUUGCGUGGUCUUCUCAAGUCACCCCGCUCAGCGGAAGAGGCAGCGGCUGAGUUUGACCGCAAGCGGAAGAUGGUCUCCUUCUUUGAUGAUGUCACCGUCUACCUCUUUGAUCAGGAGACACCAACCAAUGAACUGAGUUCACAGGGAGCCCCCGAUGGUGAUACCCCUUCUCCUGGCUCAGCAGCAGAACCGGGACUUGAUGCUUUCCCACCAGCUGAUGGCUUCAGUGGCAGUUUUGAGUGGGACGAUGAUUUCCCCCUCAUGGCUCAGAACCCUUCCUAUGUCUCCAUGGUGUCAGACCCCAGCACAGCCCAGUUACACCCAGUACUUUCUUCACCAGUGCCCAUGACACCUGCCUUGCUGCCAUCAGCCAAGCGGGCUGAGUCCAACCUCGUGGACACCCUGAGAUUCUCUCGCUUCACUGUUUCUCCUGCCCUAGAGCCACAUCGGCCUCCAUCCUGUGAUACUGAAUUGGUACCCACAGCUGAUGCAAUUGAGAACUGAGAAUUAAUGGAAAUUGGACAAUCCUGCCUCCUGUCAUCUCAACAUUCAGGGACAGCACCCAGUCAUCUAGUUGACCUGCUGAUACCAAGCUACCACACAUCAAUUUUCUGCAGUGGGUAGACUGACAGAUGUGUGUGUGUGUGUGUGCGUGUGUGCGUGUGUGUGUGUGUGUGUGUGCGCACGCGCACACGUGUGUAUUUGCGUGCACAGCACGGGGCCAUUAUUGCUAACUAGAACCUGACGUAUGUAGACUUCUGCUCUCUUUCUGCUCACUGACACAUCCCUGCCUGGGGAGGCAGAGAAGCAGAAUUUUUGUACAAACAGUCUCAGGCCUCCAUAUGAUGAGGAAGAUAUCUCCUCAAUGCUUGAGGCCUCUGCUCUGCACUGGCUUUUGAAUGUAUAACCCCUGUCCCCUUCCAGCCUCCCUUCCACUCUCUGAUAUGUUCCUUCUAAGGACCCACUGUGCCAAAUUGAGAGGGUUGGGGGUGGGAGGGGAGGAACCAAUCUUCAGGAAGUUGCGUACAACUGCUCAUGAGCCCUUCUGUAUUUCAUCAUCUGCAAUCUUGUAAUAUGGAAAAUGGCUACCAUGUCCUUUUAUGCCAAAUGGAACUGAAUAGGGCUGGUGACCAUCUCCAUUUAACCAGCAUUAUAUUCAUAAAAAAGACCACUCUGUUGAAAGACAGAAUUAUACUGGCAAGAUGGAGUAAUCAAAAGCUGUAAAGUUAUAGGGACCUUGGGUAGUGAGAGUUGGAUGGGUGGGUAUCCUUUGUUCACCAUUCAUUCAUUUCUGAAGUGAUAAGGAAAAACAGAAAAUUGGUCACAUCACUCAUUUGUAGUGACCAGAUAAUUGAUAACCAUUGAUUCAUUGUGGGAACUCCCUUCAUAUUGUCUUCACAGCUCAAUGCAUGCAUUGAACUGGGAAAAUCAUUCCUAAUUCAUAAUCCGUGUUGGAGAUGGUUGGCUUUUAUUCGGAGUGGCCGGUUCUGACUUUCUCAGUCCCCCACUGGUUUGUUUUAGAGGUUAAUAAAUGUCUUUUGGGACCUGUUCAAAUGACAAGGACUUUCAAAGAAUGGAAAAGUCUAUCUCUUGUGCCAAAAACCACAGUGUGGAGAGGAAAUGGGUUGGACUGCAAAAGCUCAAGCAAUUCUAUGGAGAUUCCUACUCUGUGGGCAUUUUGAGGGGAAACCCCUCUCUCUUUAUCUGCAGAACAUUGUGGCCAGAUGGGAGAUUACAAGCAGCAAUGAAGAGUGCUUAACCCUGGUGAAGGAAGAGGAGGAAUGGAAGAUUAGGCUUAAGCACCCAAUUCUACUGGCUGAUUUAACUGAGUGUCUUCCAGGUGUGUGUUCAAUACAUCUGGAAGACACCAGUCUUAAAACCAAUGCCUGUGUUGGCCAAGAAUAGUGGUUGAGGUCAUCUUAACGUAUCUGGAGUGCUUCUUGGUGGGAAAUAUGGUUUAGAUCAUUCUUCAGCCUGCAAAUGGCAUGUUAUAGGUUGGUUUUCAGCCUGUUAAGAAGCAGCCAGGAUGGACCAAGUUGAAUGAGCCCUUACUGACUCUAAACCUUAAUUAACUUUAAGGCAAUAGUUUCACUUUUGAUUUAGUUUAUAACAGAGAAAUGUGAGUUUUCAUAAUUGCUCUUAGUUUUAGCCAUGGUGAUGAAAGAGGAGAGUUGAUAAAUGCCUAGGGGAAAAUGCAACAAGAACCAAAAUGUGGGAGAGACAUCUGCAAUCUGGGCAUGACUUGAUUUAUGGGGAUGGCAAUUGCUGAUGUCCUUUCUGAUUUGUGUUGAAAUAAUAGCUGCAAUAUUCUCCUCUUGUUCUAUAAUCUUAGCAGGAAAACAACUAUUAGCUGGUUCCUUUGGCAAGCUGAUGUGUUGACAAGAACAAAAUUAUUUUAGUGGAAUCCCCAAGCUUUGGACUCUGGGUAUUUUAAAUCAGCUGUUUCUUUCUUGAAGAUCUUAAGGCUAGUUAUCUACAGAACAUUUCACCAUACUGUACGGUGUUCAGUGAAUUAUGUAUGGUAUUUUACUAAGGACGUCCAGAACUAUCAACUAAAUCAGGCUUUCCCAACCUUGGGAAUUUCCAGGAGUGUGGACUUCCAACUCUCAGCAUGCCAGAGCCAAUAUGACCAUUGAUGAGAAUUCUGGGGGUUGAAGUCCACAUUCCUGGAAAUUCCCAAGGUUGGGAAACACUGAAUUAAAUAGAUAAGUUUGGGAGCAAACUGUUUAUAGCACCUAUUUCCCCAUUUCCAGCACUGACAAUGCUAAGCAAACUACAAGCUUUUCAAGUCCUCAUUCUAUUUACUAGUCUCUAAAUGUUUUAUGGACACUACCUAUGCCUCCAUCUGAUGAUAUCUUUUGUGAGAGAUUUAAGGCAGCUUUGACCACUUAAUGCUUUCCAGAUGUGUUAGAACUCUUAGCCAGCACAGCCUGGAAAUUCUGGGAACUGCAGCUCCAUUACAACUGGUAGUAAUCCCAAUUAGGUUUUCCUUUCAGAAGUUUUUCUCCUUCUCUAAAGAUUCAAUUGCUUUUGGAAUUUUUAGAAGCAGUGGGCAUAAAGUAAGAAAGGUGUUGUAGGGUUACAUACCACCUUACAACAUGUUAAGCAGAUGCUUGAUCCACUUAACUUGCAAAUUGAAAGGAAGAGUGGGUUUACUGGCUUUGGUUGUGUUUCACUGCCGUGCCCUUUUCAAAAGUGCCGGGUUUUUCAAUAACAACUUCAUUACAAAAUUAGAAUCCCGAGCCUGCUCCAGGGUCUUGCAGCAGGUGGCAAGAUCCUUCCACACUUUGUCCACGAGUGUAAAAGAAGUGCCUGUCAAAUGCUUGAGCAGCAUCUGUAUUAUCUCAAGAACAUCAAGACUGGAAACUGGCUGGUUUCGCAUGGCAUCAGGCCUCCGCAUUCUGCCUUUUGGUGGUGGGCAGUGUGGACAUUUUGAUUAUCUAGCUUCCAUUCUUGCCAUGAUAGAAACAUUUUCUGUGAUCAUGGCUUCCACCUUGGUACCAUAUAUUCCAUUUUUAUAGAUUCUGAGGGAAACAGAAGUUUGGAUACAAUAUCAAUAACCCCCCCCCUUCCUGUUGCCAUUUGUAGCACAGAAUAAAGGGAUGAUCAUCUUUAGUGAAUGCUCUGUUAAAAUGGAAGAGUCUUCUUUUUUUGGGGUGGGUGGAUGUUUUGUUUAUAAAGAAAGUGGUAUUCUUUAAAGACUGGUGGGAGAAAUGGAAUAAUAAAUACACCUAUGACUAUU
Molecule: messenger RNA, 8286 nt
Organism: Pantherophis guttatus
Lineage: Eukaryota; Metazoa; Chordata; Lepidosauria; Squamata; Colubridae
Gene: LMTK3
Product: lemur tail kinase 3
Biological process (GO): protein phosphorylation
Molecular function (GO): protein kinase activity; ATP binding
Source: RefSeq, a predicted model, not a curated record